This is a messenger RNA of Histoplasma mississippiense, 5397 nucleotides long. RefSeq lists its product with no specific name. The coding region runs from base 1 to 5397 and encodes 1798 amino acids. The record is from RefSeq and is a predicted model, not a curated record. The transcript has 12 exons. NCBI's taxonomy places the organism in Eukaryota, Fungi, Ascomycota, Eurotiomycetes, Onygenales, Ajellomycetaceae.
AUGUCAUUAUGUCGUGGUCGUCCUCACAUCUAUGCCAACCAGGGGGCUCAGCAGGAGGCUCGACGUAAGCGCAGACGCACUCAGUAUCAGCUCAAACGGGAUCUCCAGGAAGGUCAGAUCCUGCAGCGAUAUUAUCAUCAGUUCAUUGACCAGAAUCCUUGGGAACAGCCUUUGGAUGUGUCCCCACCAUUGCUCCAGCAGAGGACCGAUGUCUCUGUGGUUCAAAAGCAGGCUCUCCCCAUGCAGAAUGAACCUGGGAACAAUGAACCUGGAAACUCUUCAUCUUUCUCACCCUCAUCACCUGGUGGCCUCCACCCGCCCCCUCAGUCUCCCACACCAGCAUCCACGGUGAGCCAUUACGCCCUUGCAGAUGAUAACAGGUGGUUCGAUAUGGAUGGUCCAUCUGCAGAUGUGGAUUCAUUUGAUGAUGUGGAAGAUAGAAGCCAAUCCAGCUACAGGAUGACCCCAGAGGCCAUCCAUCAUGUAGAGCACAGGAGAUCAAGCACAGCUCCUCUCUCACCAACUGCUGAGGCCUUAUCACCCCUCUCAUCACCACCCUCUGCGGCGGCACCACCACCCCAGGCUCCAGUGUCCAUUCUUGCCCAAGGGCUUGCCGAGCAGCUGCAGCAGCACCAUGGCUGUCUGGGGGACAGCCACUGGGAGUAUCCCUUCGACAUGCGGCCUGUUGACCAUCCAUCCCCGCCUGGGACCCCCUUCCCCUCCAAGGCGACACCAUCCCGGCCCAUCCACUCUGUGCGCCUGAGUGAGAUCAUCCAGUGGGCCUGCCCGGAUAUCCUGUCGCGGCCACAGAUAGCUCAAUUUGGGGAGCCCUGGGAUGAACAGCUCCCCCCACUGCAGAGGCAGAAGAUCUUCAGUGGGCUGGAUGUCAGGGAUGACUCCACCCCUCCAGAACCACCCACCGUGGACAUCGCCUCGGAGGACGUCCCCGACGGGCCACUGAUGCCAUCCAUGGAUAUCGACAGCGUGGGGGGAUUCGCCUCCAGCCUCGCUGUGGCCCGGGCGGGCAUUCACUGGCUGGCAGCUAGGCCCCCUGUGUCCUCCCUCCAGGCAGGGCUGCAUCUCUCUCCAAUCCCCGUGACAUGGGAGCCCUCGUCAGAGGCCUCAUGCCCCCGGCGCAGCCAGAGACCGAUCCACCAGAUCCCACAUCUUCCCCUGGGCCGGCUGGGUGGGUUCGAGGAUCUAGAGCUCUACGCCCUGUUUCCCAAACUACAUGACCCCGAGCGCCAGCACUUCAUCAUCCGCGAGGAUGAGUACCGGCUGUGGACCGAUCAGAUUGUUCUUCCUGCCCUCCAUGAGUGCUACUCUACCGCCCUGCUGGGCCACAUCCCCUCCAGCACCGAUCACAUAAGGCUCAAUGCCACCGCGCGAUGGGUUGAGGGCCGUGUGAGUCACAGCAGCAGUGCACCUCGCGUCCAGCUUUUUCGGCACUUUCUCCCCCCAGAGGGUCUGGCCCCACUAUGGCAGGCAAUCCAGACGCGUAUCCAACAACCUACACUGCUUCAGUUCCAGGGUGUAAUGCUCUUCCUGACAGCCAAGAACCUGAAGCUGCAGACCCAGAGCCGCACCUGGAUGGAGAUGCACAAAAGGUUCCUCCACCGAUGGGAGCUUGCAGUCGAUCCCCAGUUUAUUGAGGAGGAGUUCAUCGACAUUGGCAAGGAGAUCUGCCCCCCUCAGAGCUACCUGGCCACACAGCAGGCAGACCAGAUCCCCGGGACAGUGCUGUGGCGGCGGUGCUGCCUGCAGAGCUUUGCACGGUGGUGUGGGGACUGUCUGCCUGAAUCCACCACAGCACCAGACCCCAGCGGCACUGGACAUGAGAGCCAGAGAGACAACGGGGACACUGAAGAGGAUUCUGGGGGUGAUGUAUACCAUGAGCACACUGAUCAGGUGGACCUCCCCACCAGCAGCUCUCCUCAGCCCCAGAAGGUCAAGAACCCCUUCCACCAGGAGUUCUACCCAAUGUCCUUCCUGUCUGAAGCAGGCUCACUGACCCUGGAGACGCGGCCCCGAUCGGCACUUCGACAGUCAGGGCUACUCUACUGCCAGUUCUACAACACAAUCAAGGAGGUCUUCGCGGCUGGGAAUCACUAUGCCUUCGGGGCUGAACACCUGGACACCCUUGCUCUGGACCCAGGCCUGGUCCGCAUGUGGCAGCACGUUGGCCGCGGGGUCAGCCAUCAGCCACUACAGGUGCUGCAGGCGUACCUUCACACCAAACAGCGCUGCCACCGGGCACUGGAGGCCUCCCGACAGAAGGCCUUCGCAGUGCGUGAGGAGUACCGGGUUAGCGGCGAGCUCUACCGGGCCAUCCACGCGGCCAUGCAGGAUCAGGGGUGGGUAGAUGAGCCACUCCCCCAGCCUGCAUCCUCACUGAGGCCCUUCCACCACCAGCCAACACCACUCAUCAUGGACUGGCUCCGGUGGAACAUCAACCGGCUCUGCACGGGGUUUGAGAUGGUCUACAGCCUCCGGCAGCGGAACCUCGUGCAGUGGGAGCACACACGUGUGAUGAUGAUGUUCCUCCAGUGCCUGCAGCACAUGUAUGGCGGGCAGGGGCGUCACCUACGCCACAGCAACGGGCUCUGGCUCGACCGUGUAGUCCAACCCCGGCGUGACGGGCAGGGCGAGCGAGUCCAGGAGGGGAUGGGGUUCCAGAGCAACCUCCGGCGGUAUCAGUACGCCUGGAUGUGCGAUAAGCUGGACUGGACCGCAAUGAUCUUCAAGCCUGCACACCGGGCCCAUCUGACCUUCAACACGCCCACCCUGCAGCAGGCGUUCCACCACCGGUAUGGGCAGGUGAACUCAGCCAAACGGGACUUCCUCCUCGUCCAGGACCUGCUGGCGCGGAUGCGCGACCCAGCCACCACCACCACUCAGGCCCGUCUCCUGCUCCAGCUGUGCAUUGACACCUGCCUGCGGGCAUUCCGCAAGGAGGUGUUUACCCACCUAGACCAGGGCCAGCGGGUCUCAUGGCGCUGGCAACCCCAGCAGCGGCAGCAGGCCCUGGCCGGGGAGAUCGCACUAACCUGGGCCGGGCUGCAGUUGGUGUUCCCCGAGCUCACCGACCCGGGAAUGAUACACGCGGUGGCAGGUCACAACAUGCGCGUGCGCAGCAUAUCCGUCCUGUUCACAUGGCUCUGGGGGUGGGAGGGGGAUGGCAACAGGUGCAUUCUAGCACGGCAACACUGGGUGGAUAAGCCCUACCGGUUGCUGUUCCAGCAGUGCUUCGGUGAGGUGGCCCUGGCAUUUGGGGUCGAGCAGGCCCGGGCUUGGCGGGCCAACCUGCGGUCGAUCUUCAUCCGCACCCACUGGCUCCUCCCAUACCCCUCAUCAACCAGCUUCUGGUCCCAUGGUGGGCAGCGGCGCCUUCAGUGGUGGUCUAGCGUGCACCCCGGCGUGCAGCAGUACGUCCGGAAGAAGAAAAAGAAGCAGCAACCAUCUCCAGAUCCAGCCCCACUGCACAUUGAGCCCUGGGAGGUCGUUCACCUCCCCCUGAGCGGCUGGGAGCGCUCCUCCUCUGUCAUGCAGGGGAUCGACAUCAGGCUUCCAAGCACGCCGGACUCCAUAGAUGAUUUCCUCACUGAUGUGCCACUGGAGCCUACUGAGGAGCCCACCAUGCGUGAUGAACACAUCCUGCUCCCAGUGAUUGGGCAGAGUGUGAAGCUGAUCUACAGCACGCUACCAGACAUUGCACCAAGCUACCAGCUACGGUCCCACAGACGGGGAGAGCACCAAGGCACUCCACAGCAUGAUCCUGCAUGGUGGAAGUCCCACCUCCAGUCCUAUCUACAGAGGCUCAUCCAGAGCAAGCAUGAUGCCAUCCAGUCACUGAAGUUCGCCCAACGGUCCCGCCAGUGGCAGAGUGGUCCACAGCCAGUACAGAAGAUAGCUAACACCGAGCCGGAUUCCGAUCCUGAGUCACUGAGCCAGCAGUAUAUCCAGGAGGUAAAGCAGCUCCAGGCUCUGAAGAAACAAGAGCGGAAGGUGUGGGAAUAUAACACCCGAUAUAUGCAUCAUUGGCAGCAUAUGAAAUCACUGCAGCAACAGUCUCAGAGCAGUGCCAGCAGUCGAUGGUCUGCACAAGAAUGGAAGAGCUUCCAGGAACAGUUUCAACGGGCGCGGCAUCGGGCACAGAAGUAUGAGUAUCAGCUGAGAAAGUCCACCCACAAGAUCACUGAGCAGCUCCAACUGGCCCCAGUUGAAACAAAUACUUCAAUUAGAGUUUUUACUUCUAGCCGUAGUGGAUAUGGAAUACAACAUAUCCAAAUCAAAAGCGAUAAUUCCGCCGGGAAGGGGUUAAAUUGUGGUGUCAAAGUCAAUGAGUUGAGUGGAUAUGGAAUACAACAUAUCCAAAUCAAAAGCGAUAAUUCCGCCGGGAAGGGGUUACAUUGUGGUGUCAAAGUCAAUGAGUUGAGUGGAUAUGAAAUACAACAUAUCCAAAUCAAAAGCGAUAAUUCCGCCGGGAAGGGGUUACAUUGUGGUGUCAAAGUCAAUGAGUUGAGUCGAACACGCUGGACCCUAAGCCGUUGGACGUCAAACCCGUCCAACCAGGAGUCAGAGAUGGAGAGCCAGCAGGGUGAAACCCACAUCAGAUUCAACAGCACAUGCAGUCCCAGAAUGGCCAGAAGUGUGAGCAAGAGCACAGACAACAACAUAAAUGAAAGCAUCACCAAGAAUGAGGCUUCAACUUCAGGCGGGAGCAGCCCGGGUCAAUGGAACAAGCAAGAGUCAAGUGAAAUCAGUGAAGACACCAGGGGCAUCCCAUCAACAAUCAGACAGACAUUCCACAAACAGAAUGUCCAUCAAGGCUGGUUCAUCAUCACACAUCAGCAGCGAGGGCAGAGGGCAUUGAUGGAUGAGGAGGUUUUAGUGGAAGAGGCGCAGAGGUGGAAGGAUCAGUGUUUGAUAUGUGCAAGUGGCAAGCGGGAGUUUGACCAUGAGCUGUACCAGUGUCCCCACGAGGAGAGCCAGGAGGCAAAGAGAUGGAUGAUGACACAGCUGAGGGAGUUCAAUGUGAAUGCAGAUGAUCAGGAGGCGGUGAUUGAAUUUUUGAGACAGAAGGUUGAGGGGCAGGGCAUCGAGCACAACCAGCUGAUGGAGAUGUUUUGUUGGCUGCGAGGGAUAUAUCAGGAGGCAGAGAGGGGGAAGAUCGAGUCAGAGGAGACAGGGGUGGGCAGUGAGUAUUAUCGUCCCAAAGUCCCGGUCAGCGCAAGGAGUGUGGUGGAGAUAUUGUGGUUUAAACAAUGGAGGGUUCUAUGGGACGAUAAUACCGUAUUAGUAUUAUCGUCCCAAAGUCCCGGUCAGCGCAAGGAGUGGUUAGAUGUGGAUGAAAUCAUGCAUGCUGGCUCUCUACCAAACAUAUUCAAUGCUAUUUAA